UCGUGGGUAGACAAGAUGCAAGAAGAUCUUGUAACAUUAGCACGAACUGCAAGUGGAGUGGACCAGCUUGCUGCGAUUUAUGUGAAAAACAGGAAUUUGUAUACUGUAGAAGCCAACAACCCUCGUCAGCUAGUGGAAAUUGCAGCCAGAGACAUUGAAAAACUUCUGAGUAACAGGUCUAAAGCCUUGGUGCGCCUCGCUAAAGAAGCAGAGAAGUACCAAGCAUCACAUCAGUGGAGGGAUGAGUUUGGGAAUAAUGAUAUAAUCUAUUACAAUGCAAAAGAUGAUCAGAAUGAUCCUGAAAAGAAUGACACUGAAUCUGGCAGCCAGAGAAUCAGACCAGUAUUUGAAGAAGAUCCUGUUUUCCGACGGCAAACAUCUUACCAACAUGCAGCAGUCCACAUACCAACAGAUAUUUAUGAAGGCUCAACGAUAGUGUUAAAUGAACUCAAUUGGACUGCAGCAUUGGAUGAUGUAUUCAAGCGGAACAGAGAAGAAGACCCCACUUUAUUAUGGCAAGUUUUCGGUAGUGCAACUGGCCUCGCUAGGUAUUACCCAGCUUCCCCAUGGGUAGAUAAAAGUCGAACUCCAAACAAAAUAGAUCUGUAUGAUGUUCGCAGAAGACCAUGGUAUAUCCAAGGAGCUGCAUCUCCCAAAGACAUGCUUAUUUUAGUUGAUGCGAGCGGGAGUGUCAGUGGAUUGACAUUGAAGCUGAUCCGCACCUCGGUCAUUGAGAUGUUAGAGACCUUGUCUGACGAUGACUUUGUGAAUGUAGUUUCAUUUAACAAUAAUGCCCAGAAUGUCAGUUGCUUUAAUCAUCUUGUCCAAGCUAAUGUGAGGAACAAGAAGAAGCUGAAAGAAGCUGUCUAUAAAAUCUCUGCCAAAGGAAUUACAGAUUACAAAAAAGGCUUUAGCUAUGCUUUUGAACAGCUGCUAAAUCACAGUGUCUCUAGAGCUAACUGCAAUAAGAUUAUUAUGUUGUUUACGGAUGGUGGUGAAGAAAGAGCACAAGAAAUUUUCCACAAAUAUAAUGAAGACAAAAAAGUACGUGUGUUCACAUUUUCUGUUGGUCAACAUAAUUAUGACAAAGGACCCAUACAGUGGAUGGCCUGUGAAAAUAAAGGUUAUUAUUAUGAAAUUCCGUCCAUUGGAGCCAUAAGAAUAAACACCCAGGAAUAUCUGGAUGUUUUAGGAAGACCAAUGGUUUUAGCUGGAGAGAAAGCCAAGCAAGUUCAAUGGACAAAUGUCUAUCUGGAUGCUCUGGAGCUGGGCCUUGUGAUUACUGGAACUCUACCUGUCUUCAAUCUAACAAAAGAACAAAAUGGGAAAAUAAAUCAGCUGAUUCUUGGAGUAAUGGGGGUUGAUGUCUCUUUGGAGGACAUAAAAAAACUGACACCCCGAUUUACGCUUUGUCCAAACGGAUACUAUUUUGCGAUUGAUCCUAAUGGGUAUGUGCUACUUCAUCCAAAUCUCCAACCAAAGCAAAUUGGUGUGGGCAUACCAAAAGUUAAAUUGAGAAAAAGGAGACCCAAUGUACAGAAUCCUAAAUCCCAGGAGCCUGUUACGCUGGAUUUUCUCGAUGCUGAAUUGGAAAAUGAUAUUAAAGUUGAGAUUCGGAAAAAAAUGAUAGAUGGAGAAAGUGGAGAAAAAACAUUUGAAACAUUGGUCAAGUCCCAAGAUGAGAGAUAUAUUGAUAAAGGAAACAGAACAUAUACAUGGACGGCUGUGAAUGGCACUGAUUACAGUUUGGCAUUGGUGUUACCAUCAUACAGCUUUUAUUAUAUUAAAGCCAAAAUAGAAGAACCAAUAACUCAAGCCAGCUAUUCAGAAACACUGAAGCUUGAUCAUUUUGAUGAAGCUGGCUAUACGUUUAUAGCACCAAGAGAGUACUGUAAUGAUGUAAAAAAAUCAGAAAACAACACUGAAUUUCUAUUAAAUUUCAAUGAAUUUAUUGACAGAAAUACUCCAAGCAGUCCAUCAUGUAAUACUGAUAUGGUCAUUAGAGUUUUGCUGGAUGCAGGAUUUACAAAUGAACUUGCCCAAAAUUAUUGGAGUAAACUGUCUCUUGAUGGAGUUGUUGCACAAUUUGUUGUUACGGAUGGUGGAAUUACCAGAGUGUUCCCAAAAAGGGCAGGAGAAGAUUGGUUGGAAAAUGCUGAAACAUAUGAAGUCAGCUUCUAUAAACGGAGUUUAGAUAAUGACAACUAUAUUUUCACAGCUCCGUACUACAACAAAAGUGGUGCCAAUAGCUAUGAAACAGGUAUUAUGGUAAGCAAGGCUGUGGAAAUAACAAUUAAUGGGAAGCUUCUGAAACCAGCAGUUGUUGGAAUAAAAAUUGACGCAACCAGCUGGAUGGAAAAUUUCACAAAAACCACAAUCAAGAGCCUGUGCAACAGUGAAAUCUGUGGCUGUGAGCGAAACAGUAUGCAUGUGGACUGUGUUAUCCUUGAUGAUGGUGGAUUUCUUUUGAUGUCAAAUCGGGAUGAAUAUACACAACAGAUUGGAAGAUUCUUUGGUGAAAUUGAUCCUGGCCUGAUGCGAAACCUGAUUAACAUGUCCCUGUAUGCCUUUAACAAGUCGUAUGACUAUCAAUCGGUCUGCGAUCCUGAAGAAGAACCAAAGCAAGGAGCUGGCCUUCGUUCUGCAUACGUGCCUACAAUAACAGAUAUUUUGCAUCUAGGAUGGUGGGCUUCAGCAGCUGCCUGGUCUAUCUUACAGCAGCUGUUUUUGAGCUUGACUUUUCCACGUUUCCUUGAAGCAGCUGAUAUGGAAGAUGAUGAUUUCGGUGCCGCCCUGCCUAAAACAAGCUGUAUCACUGAGCAAACUCAGUAUUUCUUUGAAAAUGACGAUAAAUCCUUUGGUGGGAUAGUAGACUGUAUAAAUUGCUCCAGACUUUAUCAUGCGGAGAAGAUUUCAAACACCAAUCUAGUAUUCAUUAUUAGUGACAGCCAACUGCUGUGCCGCUCCUGUGACCCAAAGCCACUGAUGCAAGCGGAGAAGCCGGAUGAAGGGCCAAAUCCUUGUGAAAUGGUCAAACAACCUAGAUACAGAAAGGGUCCUGAUGUCUGUUUUGAUGAAGCCAAACAGGAAGAUUCGGCCGACUGCGGUGGUGUCUCUGGUCUGAGUCCAUCACUGUGGUCUGUGGUAGGAAUUCAGUUGGUCCUGCUUUGGCUGUUAUCUGGCAGCAGACACUGCCAGUUAUGACCUCGCUAAACCAAAACCUGCGUAACUUAAUCAAGACCUGGCCAAAACGAUAGCCUCAGUUUCAUUUUAAAAAGGGUCAGCUAUUCAGACAGCAGCAGAACAGCAGUGCUCGUGUCUGGUUAUCACUCGCUGUGAGACUCAUAAAGGCACCCACGGUGGCUGCAUGUUGGAGUGUCAGAUCCUUAAACGUGUGUGAAUGCUGCAUCAUCUAUGCCAUCCAAACAGAAUUCUGUACGUGCUCCAUUGGGGAAUCUAAAAAUUUUUUUUUUCAUUUGUUUGUUGUUGUAAUCUUGAUGACUUCUUCAUGUAAAAGGGCUCCCCUGACAAUAGCUUAUGCAUAUGAUUUUAAUUUCUUUUAAGCUUUGGAUAUCUUGAAGAUUUAUAUUCUUUUACAUAAACAGUUAUUAAAAA
Nipponia nippon (crested ibis) is the source of this 3615-nucleotide messenger RNA. The record is from RefSeq and is a predicted model, not a curated record. Lineage: Eukaryota; Metazoa; Chordata; Aves; Pelecaniformes; Threskiornithidae.